AUUAUAUCAAAAUGGGCCCCACAAAAUUCUGCUAACGCAAGGGUGAUUAGAUCUUUUGAAAAGAAUAGAUUUGAUCAUUUAUGGAAGGAAAAGAGAAUGCCUCAGAUUGAAGAUCAAUAUAUCUGGGAUAUUCUUCAAGCAAAUACUUUAAAUUCAUCUUGGACUUAUGGUACCUCAUUUCAGGACCAAAAGACAAACAAUAACCCACCAGAGAAAGAAGAGAGAAAGCCAAUAAACAAUACUCUUGGAGGUGGGGCUGAUGAAGACGAUUUUGAAGAGUUAGCAAGUCAUUCUGAUGAUUUUGAAGAAGAACAUCAGAGAGGAAUGGACUCGCUUUCUAUAGAUGAGGAAAAUACAAAGUCACCAGGGAGAAACUCGCCGAAGAAAGAAAGUGAUACAGAUACUGGAUCAUCAAGCGAGAAUUCAAAAAACACUAGCAAACAAGCGUCAGCAUCAAAUACACCAAGCCCUACUAAACAAGAGAAUCCAUCAAAAGAAGCAUCUUCGCCAUCAAAAAGUCCAUCAAGUUCUAAAGAGUCUAUGAAGAAAGAGACUCAAACAAAGCCGAAAAGACAUUUUGGUGCAAUGAGCCGCAAAAGGAAGGUCCACCAUUCUGGAUUCUCUCCUAUCAAAGCUCAAAAGCAGUUCCAUAGUAAAGAUUAGCUAACAAAUACC
Messenger RNA from Hansenula anomala, 675 nucleotides. RefSeq lists its product as uncharacterized. The coding region runs from base 97 to 663 and encodes 188 amino acids. The transcript has a single exon. Lineage: Eukaryota; Fungi; Ascomycota; Saccharomycetes; Phaffomycetales; Wickerhamomycetaceae. The record is from RefSeq and is a predicted model, not a curated record.